AUGGCUCUUAGCACUUGUGUAAAAGGGGGCGGGGAAUUCGCCGUCGUUUGUUCGACGGACGACGGGGUAUCUGUGUUAAUUGUCGAACGUGGCUAUGGAGCGAGGGAACUGAAUGAGGUGACGCAGACUGCCAUUCUUCGGCAGCAAGAGAGCAAAAGAACAAUGGAGGAAAUGCAUAAACUUACCGGGAUUUUAAAAGCGACCGUAAUGCAGAACUCGCAGGCCAUAACGUCAGCACUCGACCAACUUCAGCAAGUAUUGGUCACGAUGAAGGAAAGCUGUGAAGUGGCAGAAAAGAAUUUUCUUAACUUGUAUCAAAGAACGGUGAUAGUUUAUAGAAACGCAUCGCAACCGCAGUUGGUUAUCCAAGAAACGGGCAAUUCUGCGCAGAAUCCUUCGUUACCGGCAACCGUAUUUCCAUGUAUCAUUGCAGUGAAUGGCUGGACAUCCAGCGACCGACCUGUCGCGCAGGCUGUUUACCAGACUGUGAAUAAUGAUGCUAAGCAGGAGUGUCAGUCAUCACCGAUCACCUUGGCAAGUGUCGUUGGUCAAGCUUGGAAUGAUCAUCCAGUGGCAUCCAACCGGACAUCUGUUGCACCGGAACCUCAAACAGAAAAUAGUCAGAUGGAGACGAUCGACAUCAGUUCAUCUCCCGAACAAGCAGAACCCCUGUCCUCUAACCUUCCUGCCAAUCUACCGCCUUCUAUCGGCAAAAAAGCACUUAAUGCGUACGAAAUCGCUCAGAGGUUUAUCAGCAGAUUCGUCUCAAACCCCGGCUUCCAGACGGCAGUGGUGAAGUACGUACUGAAUUCCGAUGGAGGGGAGCUAUUAACGGAGUGUCUUUACCGACCGACCCAGUGGAAUCGACUGACCAAUCGUAAGAAGGACUGCUAUCGUUGCUUAUAUGCACUGUUGAACGACGAAGCUUGCAUAUCGAUCCUGUCGUACGUUGCCACAGCGUUGCUCCGCAAAGAAGAUUUUGUGACAAUUUCGGCUCCAACUGAUGCUCAAGCCAAGAUUACACCUCUACCCCAGGCUUUACCACGUGACCCCAGGCUUCGAGCACACCAAUCUGUAGCCUCUACAUCAUACCCGAGCGAUUUUCAGCCGAUCACUGAUUUGCCGGAGGUUCGCGAUGAUCCACCAACAAAGCAGAUGUUCGCGUCUGAUUUUGAACAGACAAUGAACAAGUUCCUGCGAACGAUCAGUAAACAAGCAAAGGUUAAGAAAACAAGGACGCAGAAAGACUGCACACUUCCUGUCCCGAAGGAGGAUGCAGUGUCCGUAACUAAAACCAGCAAGAAUUCAACAGUUGGUCAAAAGUCAGGCCAGAGACAUGAUGACAUUUCGGCAGAUAGGAUUCGAAGGAUAUACGAAAAUGAACUGACAAAUGCGAUGAAACCGUGGACAAGAAAGCGCAGAAGUCUCAGAGCAUGCACGGGGGGUUCAGUGCCCGUUGUUUCGGCCCAAGAUUCACGUUGCACGCGUGAGUCACGGUUUCCUGACAAGAGGACCAAUUGUAAGAGGAAGAAGACGGUAGAGUACAAUUUGCGAACAUCGGCUGGUCUUUCGAUGUCCUCCGGUACUGGCGAUACGGACGAUGACUCUAACACGGAAAAUCACACUGUGUUAACGGCUGGAUCCACAGGAUCACGUACGUCAUUGGACGCGUCCUGUGAGGCUCCUUCAAUCGACCUGCAGGUUGUUAAACAACAGAAUAAGCAUCAUGACAGUGCAGAAACAUAUCAUGCGGGAAAUUGUCAUUUCGAUAGCUUAAGGUCAACAGAAGCGGCGGCGGAAGUCAGUAACGUAAUACCGGUCACGACUGGGCAAGUCCUCCCUCCAUUGAAACAGGAACAGAUCGAUCGAUACAACUACCUGAACACUGCCGACCUGGUAGACAGAUUGAAGAACUACUUGUGUCAGUACUCCAUCAGCCAGAGGGCGUUUGGUAGCUCAGUCUUAGGUCUGACGCAGAGCACCACCAGCGACCUACUGACGAAGCCGAAACGGUGGCACUCGAUGACUCAGAAAGGCCGAGAGCCGUAUAUUCGCAUUAAGCUGUUCCUGGACAGCGAGGAAUCAGCGAGAAAAAUGAUGCUAAGCCAAGGUGAUGGAGAUAGCAUCCUGUCGGGCAGUGAUUUUCAAGAUGGCGGCCCUGUUGUUAAGAUCGAAGAUAUCGUGAGACGUCACAAUUUUGUGGUGGUCGCGGCUCUCGCACCUUCUCAGCUCGAAGUAUGA
Soboliphyme baturini is the source of this 2241-nucleotide messenger RNA. Lineage: Eukaryota; Metazoa; Nematoda; Enoplea; Dioctophymatida; Soboliphymatidae. The record is from the annotation of a GenBank genome assembly.